Pocillopora meandrina is the source of this 7062-nucleotide messenger RNA. Lineage: Eukaryota; Metazoa; Cnidaria; Anthozoa; Scleractinia; Pocilloporidae. The record is from the annotation of a GenBank genome assembly.
AGAAAAAUCCACGUUGUGACCGAAGUGUCCCUAAAUAUCGGUGUAUUUCUCGUAUUUGUGGUCGUUAUUUGUAAAAUAAAUUGGGAAAAUGGUUAAUUCCUCAUCUGUGCAGCAAAUAGGACUUCAACUUGCGGAUCAAAAUCGGUGAGUAUUAAAGGUUAUCAGCUGUUAUCGAUCGACACAAGUCUUGAUUGAAGUUCGUGACCAAAAUUAAGUUAUAAAAAGUUAGAACUUUCUUGCAGCUUUGGAGGCGAAAAAUUCAUUUAUUACAUAACAUUAUAGUCCAGUCCUAGACGACACCUUAUUCAGACAUCAUAAUCGAAUCAACAAAAACUCCUGAAUACAAGCAAGGCAUGAGCUUGUCCGUGAUAACAUGUGUGAAAUUUAUUGAAAUAGGUAUAUGGUUACGUCACCUACAUAUUUACAGAUUUCUGGCUUCUUUCCCGGAUCGUUAGUAUUUUAUUUACAAUUUCCUCUAUAUUUCUCCCAGACCAUUAACAGACAGAUUCCGCGCCCUUUUUACACUAAGAAAUCUUGGUGGACACGAAGCCAUUGACUGCAUUUCAAAUUGUAAGUUAUUUUUAAUUAUGGUACAGUUUGAUGUAUUAAGGCUUACCAGUGUAUGAUCAGAAGUUCUAGUGUGUAGUGGCUUGCGACAAAGUAAUAUAUAGAUCGUAGUCAUUGAAGGAAGCACAGGGAACCCAUUAUGACUCAAACCUGUACUUUUUGAUCAGAGUAUCCCAAGCACUAAUCCCUUUUAGACCACAGUAUCAUUGUUGGGGCUGAACCCUCCCCUCCCUUGGAUCUACCCUUGGAUCCAAUCACUACAUCAUGCUUUCAUGUGAAUUAACCUCAUGUAUUUUCCUCUAGGUUUUGAUGAUCCGUCAGCAUUGCUUAAACAUGAAUUGGCUUAUUGUUUGGGACAAAUGCAGGUAGAGUUUACAUGUACAUGCAUAUUUGCAUACAAAAUGUGGAAAUUGUGAAGAGCUCUUUGCUUGGUACAAUUGGGCCACAGUCACUUUGAAAACUUUUGUCCCAGAUUUUUCUCUAUUAACAAUUCAAAAUGCAAGCUCCACAUUUAAACAAGAUGGCUCAGAGCUCUUUGGUAAACAAGUUUUAUGACAAAAACAACUGACUGCAAUAAAAACAGUAUUGAUCACACCCUGAAAAAUAUUUAUAAACUUUGUAUACUGUACAUGUCUACAUAGAGGCAGAUAAAUAGAGGAUAUUGCAUGGCCGUGCAGGGAUACGAAUUUUAUCUUUGAGUGCUGAAAGUAUCUCUCACUCAUUGGCUUCGCUCACUCAUGAGAGGUACUUUCAGCAUGAGGAGAUAAAAUUUGUAUCCCCCAAGCGGCCAUGUACCGGAGGUAAUGUUCUGUUUAGUUUAUAGAUACUGAUGAAAUUCCUACAUAAAAUACAACUUUUUUUAUUCAUUUUCGAAACAGCAAAAUAGUGCAAUUAAAGUGGUCACCUAUCACAAAAUGCCUGUCACAAAAAUGUUAUGAAACUCGGAUAUAAAGUUAUAAAGGAGAAAUAAAGACAAUAAUACUUUUAUUUUCUGUUCCAAAAAAGUCAAAAUUCUAAUAAAGAAGAGAAAAAUUCUAUAACAACAAAAGCAGGAAGCUUUCUUGUAAUUGGCCAAUCAUGUUAAGAAAACCAUGGCAACACUAAUAUUCUCACACAUGAAAGAUAAAAAUAGUAUCUUCACUGUGCAUGAUGAAGAUAUGAUAUUUUAGUAAAAGGAAAAAUCCUGGUAUUUCAUCAGUAUCUAUAUAAUAAAAAGAAGUUUUUAUAGGUAAGUUAACAUACAUUUGUAUAUGAAGCAAAUUCUAUUUUUUCUCUUUUGCAGGAUGAAUAUGCCAUUCCAGGAUUGAUUAGGUAAAUCAAAUUCAUGGGUUGCAGUCAUCAUAUAUCAUUCAUUUCUCCCCCAAGUUUAUCAGUCAAUCCAAAUGCAUGUUACAAAUAAUUACUUAAAAGAACUUGUUGUGUUCUGACAAUCAUAGAUUUUGCCAUCAUACACCUCAUUGAGAUAAAUUUUUUAAUUGUUUAGAGUCCUUCAAGAUAAAACACAAGAGCCAAUGGUUCGACAUGAGGUACAUCUCCACUCUUUUAUUAUACUGUACAUGUAAAUGCAGAAACUUAAGUCAAAUUAACAAAAGUUAUAUAGAAGUGAUUUAAAAUUAGACUUGCAUAUAUGAUAAUUUUAUUCCAAACACCCACAUGUAAUUGCAUGAAUUAUUUCUCAGUAGUAAGUUUAACUGUUCCAUUAGUUGCAAUGUGAACUUUUUGUUUCUCCUAAUUUCCAGGCUGGUGAGGCACUUGGUGCCAUUGGAUCAGCUGAAGUUCUAGAUGUCCUGAGGGAGUUUGCCAAUGACCCACAGAUAGAGGUACUGCCAAAACCAAUAAAUUGUUGAAAGAAGUAGUAAAUAAACCAGGAUGGUCAAAGGAAGAAAAUAAAAUUUAAUGUUAAAUAGAGUUUAAAAUGUUUCAGUCAGCCUAAAUAUUUAGACAUGAGCCAGAUUGCUUUCUAAUACAAAGAAGAUCUUCCAAAUUAGAUAUCAUUAGCAGCAUCAUUUUUUAAUGUUUUUUAACUUGGUUCAUACCAAUUGUACAAUUUUAAGCAAUGUUUCAUCACUGACUGUAUUUUAUAGCCAGGUAUUUUAUAUAAAUUGCAUUUUCAGGUGGCAGAAACUUGUCAACUUGCUGUUCAGAGAAUAGAAUGGCUGAGAGCAAAAAGUUCUAAAGAAAAUGGUCAGCUAAGGUUGGUGUUACAUAUGUACAUAGAUUCUAGGUUGUGCAUGUUGUCUUGAAUAACCUGUGAAGAACAGGUACUGCAUGUGAUGUUAUGUCCAUUUGUUUGAGUAAGCUUAAAGCAGGGUGCUUUUCAUUUUCAUUUUCAAAUUAACAAAUUUUGUAAAAUAAUUUAUGAAUAUUUCUCUUUCAGCUCAAAUCCUUAUAAAUCUGUUGAUCCUGCACCUCCCUCCCUAACACUGGACACAAACACUUUACAAAACACAUUACUCGAUGAAUCUUGUGAAUUGUUUGACAGAUAUAGGUACAUGACUGUAUAUUAGUCUUGCAGAUGCAUAAUUAAAGUUUAAUUUUUUAAUUUUUUUUUUCGUUGUUAUUUUUGUUAUUCCCAUUGUUUUUGUCAUUGCUAUCAUCAUCAUCAUCAUCAUUAUCAAUAGUAGUAAUUUAGUUGUGGUUAACCCUUUGACCUUUACCCCUUUAACUCCUAAGAUUUGAUAAAUUCUCCCCUCAUGCUACUACACAUUUCCUUGUAAAUUAGUUAUGAGAAUUUGGCGUAAGGUCAAGACAACAACUUCUACCUGAUUAGUUUUCAUAUUCUUAUUGCCUGUUUGUUGGAUAAUGUAUGGAUAUUUUAAAGAGAAGUUACAUGUUAAUCACUUCUGGGAGUAAAAGGGUUAAGAGUGACUGGCAUCUUAUUUCUCCUAAAAGUAUCACCCCUUGAAUCACUCAUUAAGGAAAUUAUACGAUAUUUCAUUUGAUAUUUGCUCAGUAAAAUAAUUUCAGAUUCUGACACUGCUCAUUGCCUACCUCAUCAAAGAAUUAUCGCACAGAGGCAAUCAAUGCAUUUAUAAUCUCUAUAAGUUGUUCUUUUUAAUGGGUUUUGCAAUUUCAAUCUCUCUUUACCUUUGACUCUGUUACAUAUCUCUUCCUCUUAGGGCAAUGUUUUCAUUGCGUAACAAGGGAGAUACUGAAUCAGUGCAGGUAAGUCGUGGCUUUUUUUGUUGUUUGAUAGUUAAUAUAAGAUGUACUUGUAGUGUAACAUUAAUUGCACAAAAUGUGAGUAUUGCACCUCACCAUAAUCACAAUAUCUGCAUCAAUCUUCAACGAGUAACAACCAUGUAUACCUGGUAUACAUCAUUAAAAAAGAAAGCUAAAUGAUGAAGAGGAAGAUAGGAUAUAACAAUGAUCUUUGAAGUCAAAGGGGGCGACAGUUAUAUCUUGAUGUUUGGUUCUUGGCUUAAUCUUUAUUUUCUUAAAAUUGUAAACUUUCUAAAUUAAAUUCAUUCUUCCUUUUUAGGCCUUGGCUAAAGGUCUUAAGUGCAGCAGUGCAUUAUUCAGACAUGAGAUUGGUGAGUUACAAUCAUAACCAUUUUUGUUAAUUCACUUCCUUCACUUCAAUGAAGUAACUGGAGGAAUUUACAGAAUCAGGAUUCAGUAUUUCAGUUGCAGUAACUGUUAUGAAACUCAGUAGCUCACACAAUUUGCACCUGAUUCUAUCUUUGUAGCAUAUGUCCUUGGUCAGAUGCAACAUGAGGCAGCCAUUCCACAGCUUAUAGAGGUGGGUCAUAUAUUUGCAAUCAACUCCACAACGUUGUAAAAUUUGUCUGUUUGAACAUGUUUAUUUUGUGGCAUAGUUUCAUCAAAGUCUUGCUUUUCAAGCUCUCCUAUUCCACAAUUUCCCUUCCUCACUUUGCCAUCUGUGAUAACCACUUUGAUUUCAAAUUCAAAUUACUCUUAGCAAGUUCUUCAUAUGGGGACAUUUCUCUGCUAAUAAAAAAACUGACUUAAUCACAAUUUUUUCAUCAAUAGAAUCUUGAAGAUUUAAAUGAAAACCCGAUGGUGAGACAUGAAUGUGCUGAGGCACUUGGUUCAAUAGCUAAGGUUUGUACAUUGUAUGUUGGAAGCAAUUAAUUUAGUAAUUUAAAUGAUGUUGAGAUUUUACGCAUUUUCUCAUGGAGAGAAUUCCACAUACACGUAGUGUUCAUAAUUAUCAUGCAAUUAGCAAUUACCAAACGGUUUAGUUUUAUGAAAAAUAAAUAAGACUAAGCCUUAAAAUGUUGCAUGAAAGAGGUGAGAUUUUGUGCAUGGCUUAAAAAAUUGCAAUUAUUAUAUUUUUAAGUUCUUGAUAACUGUCUUAUAAUAGUUGAUUCCUAUUUCAAUACCACUCAAGUGAAAGAAGGUUCACUAAGGGUAGCUCAAGAUUUGAAAGGUGGAGGACUUUCUUAAAGGAAAGUCCAUUUUUUUAAUUCCUAAGUACUUCAAUAGGGUUACAGUGGAAUCUUUCCAUAAUUUAAAAACCCUUCAUCGACAGCCUUCCAAUAUGAAUAGUUCAUUUCUUUCAGUAACUACUAAUUUGUGAUUGUUUCUUCUCAGGAUCAGUGUUUAACAGCCUUGGAAAAGUACUCAAAAGAUCAAGAAAGAGUUGUGAAGGUUUGUGUCCUCUUUGGAAAUGUUUAUCACUAAAAGUGUAAUUUUAACAUUCAAACAGCAGUGUAGGUGUUAAAUCUACUCUUUCAUUUCCUUUUUCAGGAAAGUUGCGUUGUGGCUUUAGACAUGUAUGAUCAUGAGCACAGCAGUGAGUUUCAGUAUGCUGACUCACUUGUCAAAAUCAGUGAACAGUAAAAAAUGGACAUAAAAAGUUGCCAUUAAUAGAUGAUGUACAUCAUCAUGGCCAAGUGAACUAGCAACCAAGAGCUUCAGACAAGCUCUUAACCCUUUAACUCCCAGAAGUGAUCAACAUGAAACUUCUCCCUAUAAUAUCCUUACAUUAUGCAGUAAAUAGGUAAUGAGAAUCAGGUAGAAGUUGCCAUCUUGAUUUAACACCAAAUUCUCAUUACUAAGUUACAAGGAAAUGUGUAGCAGCCAAAAGGGAGAAUUAAGAAUCUGAUCUUGGGAGUUAAAGGGUUAAGAGGCUUCUCAACUGCCACAUUGCCACAAUGCUGUUAAAGAUACUAUAAAGAGAGGCAGAGAUUAGGAGAGACAAUGGUACUGACUAUCUGACACUUGCAUCUAAUUUCUCCUUACAAUUUCACCCCUGAAUUACACAUUUAGGUCACUAGAAUAAAGGAAAUAAUCUUUAACUUAAGAAACUGUUGAUUGUGAAACAAAUUCUCCUUGUCAGCACCUUCAGAAAUGUAUAGAGAACAGUAUGGAGAAUAUGUAUACUGAUCUCUGUAUGUAAAGGCUUAUUACCGGUAUAGCUUCCUCGCCCCAUUUUCUUGGAAGAUGAAAUCAUUUCUGUUCAAACAUGUACUUCUCCAAAAAAAACAGUGCCAGUUAGUGUGUGUUAGAGUUUUGGUCAGGGGAAAAAAAGGCCUUUGCUGUUUCCUCUUGCCUAGCAUCAUAUGCCAGUUUUAACACUUGUCUCUGCUGACCUGAAACUGGCCAGGUGACCAACAUCAACAACAUUACCACCACCAAAGAACUCACAUCAGACAAACAUUCAAUUCUGAAUAAAGUUAACUUGUUAUUACUUAAUAAAUAUUGUCCAUCUCAAAAUUUUAAGAUUAAUAUAAUGGUAAUAUGACUGAGUGAAGUCCAAUUCAAUCUGUAAUCAUAUGAAUGAUUAACAAACUAGGCCUACUGCAAAAUAGGAGAUUGAUUUGUUUAUCAUGAGUAUGAUUACUGACAAAAUUGGACAACACAAACUCUUGUUACCAAUUAAUCAAAACUAUGACAAAAUUUGAGAUGGAACCUAACAUCUGUUAUACGUGUUCAUGAAAAAAAAAAAACAACAUCAGUUACCUCAGCAACAUGUAAGACAACAGCAAGCGCACAUGAUGCAUUCUGUCCACUUACAUAGGCAUGGUGUUUUACUGUCCCUUUAACUGUGCUAUUAACAAUGUCCAAUUACAAGCAUGAAGCAUACACCAUCCUAUUACUGCUCAAAUGGGGCAGGUUAUAACCAAUCAUGUUCCAGAAUUUUGUCAUAGUUUUGAUUAUAAGUUAAAAAGAACAGAAUAGCAUCAUAAUGAACAGAUAAAAAAAAUAUACCUCAUUUAUUAAAUGAGAACAGGUUUAUGUAAGGACAUGUUUAUCACUUGAAUACGAAAAAUGAAACAGAAAUUAAUUCAGGAAGUCCAUUUAUUCCAAGUAAUCCUUCGAAAUAUAAAUUUGCAGACUCAAGUAAAAAGGAAAUACAUGGCAUUUAGUGAACUAUUAAAUUGUUGCCAAAUGUAUUAAGGUUCAAGCAAAACCCAUGCACCAUAACAUGAAAGUUAUAUUGUUUUCAAUCAGUUUCCAGCACUGUUGUCUUUUCCCUAUCUUACCUAUGGUGCAAUAGUUAUGAUGUUAAAACUUAAUAAUGCAUGC